AUGUCUCCUGCUGCUUCAACCGAUAAAAAACAAUCCGCCGGAGCAAGAAUCCUCGGAUCUGCUUCUGCUGGGAUCUGUGAGAUCGCCGUCUUCCACCCGGUUGAUACCAUCUCAAAGAGAUUGAUGUCCAACCACACUAGGAUUUCAUCUGCCGCCCAAUUGAACUCUGUUAUUUUCAGAGAUCACGCUCAACAAGCCUUGGGUAAGAGAUUGUUCACCUUAUUUCCAGGUUUAGGUUACGCAGCUGUCUACAAGAUUUUACAGAGAGUUUACAAGUACGGUGGUCAGCCAUUUGCUAACGAAUUCUUGACCAAGAACUUCAAGGAUAACUACGAAACUUUGUUUGGCCCAAAGACCGGUAAGGCUUUACUUUCAGCCACAGCAGGUUCAUUGAUUGGUAUUGGAGAAGUCGUCUUGUUACCAUUGGAUGUUUUAAAGAUCAAACGUCAAACAAACCCAGAAUCAUUCCGUGGUAGAGGUUUUCUCAAGAUCUUGGCCGAUGAAGGUUUCGGAUUAUACAGAGGAUGGGGUUGGACUGCUGCUAGAAAUGCUCCUGGUUCAUUUGCCUUAUUCGGUGGUAACUCGUUUGCCAAGGAGUAUAUCUUCGGAUUAUCUGACUACUCAUCAGCUACUUGGACUCAAAAUUUCGUCACUUCUAUCUUUGGUGCCUCUGCUUCCUUGAUUGUUUCUGCUCCAUUAGACGUUAUCAAGACCAGAAUUCAAAAUAAAAACUUCGACAACCCAGAAUCUGGUGUGACUAUCUUGAAGAAUAUGUUCAAGAAUGAAGGUAUUACCUCUUUCUUCAAAGGGUUGACUCCAAAGUUGUUGACCACAGGUCCUAAAUUGGUUUUUUCAUUUGCUUUAGCUCAAUCUUUGAUUCCUGCAUUCGAUAAGUUGUUAACCAAAUAA
This is a messenger RNA of Dujonia railenensis, 909 nucleotides long. NCBI's taxonomy places the organism in Eukaryota, Fungi, Ascomycota, Pichiomycetes, Serinales, Debaryomycetaceae. The record is from the annotation of a GenBank genome assembly.